CGGCUAUGACGCCUUUAAAUAUUCCAUCUGGAUCUUUGGCCGCCGCCCCAUGUAUACAUUUGUCCCGGUUCAAGUGUCGGCGCCGGUUCGGGCCGGUAACUUGCAUGAUAAGGCCGGAUCAUUACAACUCUUAACCUUUCUGCUCGACUUAUUCUCAUUCUGAACGCAACAUGGCCAUCGAACUAGCACCAAUCACCCUCCCUGCCACUGCCAGUCUUACUGAUUUCGAUCCCGAUUUUGGUCGAGAAGUCAAGAACGUGAGCCCUGGUGAACUAACUCCUGAGCAAUUCAAGGAGAUUGAGACAGCUUUGUACACCCAUGGAAUUCUGCUGUUCAGAGAUGUUACACUGACACCGGAACAACAAUAUGCUCUAACGAAGGCUUUUGAUCCUGAGGCCGAAUCAUAUGGACAUGGCAACAACAAGACGCAAUCUACCAAGAAGUCUAUCCUUCACCCAGACCUUAAGACUAUUCCCCGGGUGCCCCAAGUUCAACUCAUCGGCAAUGGCAUGGUCUACAACCAUGAAGGUCUUGAAUCCGCUGCUCUCAAGCAUCCCUCACAUACCACCUUCCACAAGACCCGUGUCUCUCCUGAAAACGAGGACCUGGGCAUCACCAGAUUCUAUCGCUGGCACAUCGAUGCUGCGCUGUACGAUUAUAAUCCACCUCGUGCGACUACCCUCUACGGCAUCACCGUGCCUGGGGGUGAUCGGCAGACUGUCAGGUACAGCGACGACGAUGAUCCAUCCGGGGAGACCCUGUCUGUGCCUCUGGGGACCACAGCUUUUGUGUCAGGAAAGAAGAUGUUUCAGAUCCUGCCGCCUGAGUUGAAGAGCCUUGCCGUUCGGACUUCUGUUCGGUACGCACCACACCCUUACGUCUGGAUGGCACCUGCCCGUGCGAAGUCGGACGGUCUAGGAAUUGUGAACGAAGGUCUGGAACUGCCGCUGAGCGAACUUCCAGAGUGGGAGCAAUCGAAAAUUAAAACGCUGCCUAUUCUUUGGAAGAACCCUAUCACAGGCGAACUACAUUUCCAAGUGCAUCCUUGCGGUGCUCAAGAACUUAUCGUGAAACCCUUACCACUUGGCGCUUCCCGUGAGGGUGCUUUAUACCCCGAUGGAGAACAUAUCAAGGACCUUGGGAAGGUUCGCGAACUUCUGUACUUGAUGCAGCGGCCCGGUAUUGCACCCGGGUUGGUGUAUCCACACGACUGGAAGGAACGUGAUCUCGUUCUGUUCCACAACCGCGGUUUGCUUCACACCGUCGUCGGUGCUUUCAAGCCUGAUCAAGUUCGCGCAUUCCAUCAGUGCAACCUCGCCGCGUCCGAUGUUCCCGCUGGCCCUACAGAGCAGGAUAUCAUCGCAUGGGCUUAAAGUCCAAUCACAUCCUGAAACAGUCACUGUCAUGAUCAUUUUCUAUCCGAAGCAUAUAUGUACGAUACUAUAUAGAACUGUACGAUAUCAAUAUGACACUCGAUACUCAUUCUCAUGCAAUUAUCUCUUGUAAUCGAUGUACUCAUCAUUAUGGACUACCUGGUCGUCCUGUAUCCAAAUUAUAGCGUUAUCCAAACAAUUUGUACUACAACUAUCCAGGUAUCGCAAGAAGAGCACGACCAAGACAGGGCAGGAGAUGCCAUAGGCAAACCGUACCCGCAAUUAGGGCU
Suillus bovinus is the source of this 1663-nucleotide messenger RNA. RefSeq lists its product as uncharacterized. NCBI's taxonomy places the organism in Eukaryota, Fungi, Basidiomycota, Agaricomycetes, Boletales, Suillaceae. The coding region runs from base 171 to 1373 and encodes 400 amino acids. The transcript has 5 exons. Gene Ontology annotation, molecular function: oxidoreductase activity. The record is from RefSeq and is a predicted model, not a curated record.